AAGCUAGAAGAUGAGGAAAACGAAGUAAUAUCCCACCACGUGUAUCUAAUGCUGUUGGAAAAAUUAUUGAACAAAAAAAAAAAGCCAAACGAAAAAACAAAAGUGAGGAAGGUGGAUUAUGAGGAAGAUGAGGAGGAAGAGAAAUAUGAUAUUCGUCGUGCUUCUAUUCUCAAUUUUUAA
Molecule: messenger RNA, 180 nt
Organism: Acaulospora morrowiae
Lineage: Eukaryota; Fungi; Glomeromycota; Glomeromycetes; Diversisporales; Acaulosporaceae
Source: the annotation of a GenBank genome assembly